Molecule: messenger RNA, 1431 nt
Organism: Vombatus ursinus (common wombat)
Lineage: Eukaryota; Metazoa; Chordata; Mammalia; Diprotodontia; Vombatidae
Product: transmembrane and TPR repeat-containing protein 3-like
Exons: 1
Coding region: 120-842 (240 amino acids)
Biological process (GO): protein O-linked glycosylation via mannose
Cellular component (GO): endoplasmic reticulum
Molecular function (GO): protein binding; mannosyltransferase activity
Source: RefSeq, a predicted model, not a curated record
UUUUGUUUUUGUUUUUGUAAUCCUUAGGUGAAGCUAAAGUUAGGCCUGAAGCAAAGAAACGACUGCUCAACUAUGUAAGUCAAGAACCCCGUGAUGCAAACGGCUACUUCAAUUUGGGGAUGCUGGCAAUGGAUGACAAAAAGGGCAGUGAAGCAGAGAUGUGGAUGAAGAAAGCCAUCAAGCUGCAGGCAGGCUUCAGAAGCGCCUUGUUCAACUUGGCUCUUCUGUAUUCUCAGUCCUCGAAGGAGUUAAUGGCUUUGCCUGUCCUGGAAGAGCUCCUUCGGUACUACCCUGAUCACAUCAAAGGUCUCAUCUUAAAGGGAGACAUUCUGAUGAAUCAUAAGAGAGACAUAGUUGGAGCAAAGGAGUGUUUUGAAAAAAUUGUAGAAAUGGAGCCAAACAAUGUCCAAGGAAAACAUAAUCUUUGUGUUGUUUAUUUUGAGGAGGGGGACUUAUUCAAGGCAGAAAAAUGCCUACUUGAGACACUUGAUUUAGCACCACAUGAAGAAUAUAUACAUCGUCAUUUGAAUAUAGUGAGAGUUAAAAUUUCCUCCUCUGGUGCUGGAGAACGGUUAUAUCUUCCACCAGCUGGAACUCCUCGAGCAGAAGGGGGCAAAAAAACUCCAUUUGAAAACUUACAAGAAAUAAAAAGUGAACCUAAAUCUACCGAGACAGUGGAAAAUGAUAAUAACAAAAGUCAGCCUAAAUCAAACACACAAUCAGAAGAAAAUACAGACAAAGAAAACAAAAAAACAACAAAAGAAAUCAGUGACAUUGAAAAGAAAAGAGUUGCUGCUUUAAAAAGACUAGAGGAGAUUGAACGUAUUUUAAAUGGUGAAUAGCCUUAUUCUUUAUCAUGAUAAAAUGGUAUGGAAAAUACUUUAAUUUGUGGCAUUUAAAUUAAAGUUUGCUCAAACUGGGUGUUUUGAAAAGUGGAAAGAAUACGUAACAGCUUAUAAUAAUAAGUUGGUUUCUCUAUCUGUGGAGAAUAAUGUAUUAACUAAAUUUUAUGUAUUAGGUUGAAUGUGGGGUUAUUUUGAAUAUGAGAGAAAUGUAUGAAGUCAGAAGUGGAGAAAUCGCUGUUUUUAAAGCCCAGAGGAAAGGUCUGAUGGUAAAAAUUUUUCAGAUGGAUAUUCUCAAUUAGAAAAUAUUUAAAGAACAAGAUGGGAAUCCCCCAUGGAACAAUUCCAAUAUGUGCAGCUUUAUCCCUUGCGACCCUUUUUUCUUUUCCUAUUUCUUAUGGAUUUCAGUCUGGUUUUACCCAGUGGAAUCUGACUAGAGAUUAAAAACAUUACUUGACCAUUUUUUUUCCCCACUACAUCCCUCACUAGUGUUUAGUCAGAAGCUUUCCUCUGUGGAAAAAACACUGGCUUAAUUUGUAUGUGGGGAUUUUUUUUUAGUAUUUGUUUUCAAAAGAAAUAAUGAAAUAAC